This is a messenger RNA of Meloidogyne enterolobii, 252 nucleotides long. Lineage: Eukaryota; Metazoa; Nematoda; Chromadorea; Rhabditida; Meloidogynidae. The record is from the annotation of a GenBank genome assembly.
AUGUUGAUUCAUCGCCUCAAUACACUUGUGGAAGCAUUGCAUGAAAUUAGUGAAACAGAAAAUCAACAGAGCACAUUCACAUUUAAUUCUUAUAAAGAAGUACUUGAUGAAGCUCGCCAAAUGAUUGACACCGUUCAUUAUGAUAGGGCUCAUGGAGCAGAUGGUUACACACGACAUGGACUUGGAAAUCAGAUGACACACAGAAAUGUUCUUUACAAGCUACUGACUGAUUCUAAUAAUAAUAAAUCAUAA